Malania oleifera is the source of this 2006-nucleotide messenger RNA. Its product is annotated as probable alpha-amylase 2. The record is from RefSeq and is a predicted model, not a curated record. Gene Ontology annotation, molecular function: calcium ion binding; alpha-amylase activity. The transcript is spliced from 13 exons. NCBI's taxonomy places the organism in Eukaryota, Viridiplantae, Streptophyta, Magnoliopsida, Santalales, Ximeniaceae. The coding region runs from base 569 to 1813 and encodes 414 amino acids. Gene Ontology annotation, biological process: carbohydrate metabolic process.
GCUUACGCAUUGCGGACCCCACACACUGCGCGCGCGCGCCCUCGAUCGAUCUUCAUCAGAUCCAUGAUUCAAAUUUUCAAAUCGAUCCAAGAGGAUUCUUGAUGCGCUCCACCGAACGCCUUGAAGCUCCGAAGCACCGAAUCGGUCUUCCCUCCUUCUGCCUUCGCUGAUUAUGGAAUAUAGAGAACGUCCCUUCUUCUGCUACAGCUGGUAUAUUUUCCCCAUUCCAAAGGGUGGUUCGCUUUAUUCCUUCUUCUGUUCCUUGCGUUCCAGAGGUACAAUAAUUCGAAAUCACCGGCCAUGGUUUCGUGAUCGAGUCAUUUUCUUUCCUGAUCGUUCUUUUCUUUUUCGUGGAUGGAACUGUGAGAUUCGAAAUCAGAAGGUAUCAAUCGACUUUUUAGCUUUUUCUAGCUAUUUAUAGGCCGCGAAGGCCGAAGAAGAAACCUACGCUCCCAUUGCCCGAGCGUCGGAACGUUCCUAGCCAAGAAACUGAUUCUUUGGAUAUUCCUUGGAUCUGCAUUUGGUUCAAAUUAGCACCAAAUUUUGGACAAUUAAGCCUUGAUCUUCCAUGGGUUACUUAAAUAACGGUUUUGAUGAAAGCAUUCAGCAGGCUGACCCUGGGGCAGUGUUACGUAAUGGAAGGGAAAUCCUAUUGCAGGCUUUCAACUGGGAAUCUCAUAAACAUGACUGGUGGAGAAACUUAGAGAAGAAGGUUCCUGAUAUUGCAAAAUCUGGGUUUACAUCAGCAUGGUUGCCACCAGCAACUCAUUCUUUUGCCCGUGAAGGUUACCUUCCACAGAACCUUUAUUCCCUCAAUUCCUCCUAUGGUUCCGAGCAUCUAUUAAAAGCUCUACUUCAAAAAAUGAAACAGUAUAAAGUUAGAGCAAUGGCUGACAUUGUUAUCAAUCAUCGCGUUGGGACCACCCAAGGACGUGGUGGAAUGUAUAACCGCUAUGAUGGAAUUCCUAUAUCAUGGGAUGAACGUGCUGUUACAUCUUGUACUGGUGGGCUGGGUAAUCAAAGCACUGGGGACAACUUUCAUGGGGUUCCAAAUAUUGAUCAUAGUCAACAUUUUGUACGAAAAGAUAUUACCUCAUGGCUAUAUUGGCUGCGGAAUAAUGUUGGCUUCCAAGAUUUUCGUUUUGAUUUUGCAAAAGGCUAUUCACCAAAAUAUGUGAAGGAAUACAUUGAAGGGGCGAAGCCAAUAUUUUCUGUUGGUGAGUAUUGGGAUUCAUGCAACUAUAAGGGUAGCCGCUUGGAGUACAACCAAGACAGUCAUAGACAACGGAUUAUCAAUUGGAUUGAUGGCACAGGACAACUUUCAGCUGCGUUUGACUUCACAACGAAGGGAAUUCUUCAGGAAGCUGUUAAGGGAGAAUUCUGGCGUCUGCGUGACCCACUGGGGAAACCACCAGGUGUAAUGGGAUGGUGGCCUUCUAGGGCUGUCACUUUCAUUGACAACCAUGACACUGGCUCAACACAGGCUCAUUGGCCUUUCCCUUCAACUCAUAUUAUGGAGGGCUACGCAUACAUACUCACGCACCCAGGAAUACCAACAGUUUUUUACGACCAUUUCUACGAUUGGGGCAACUCUCAUCAUGAUCAAAUUGUGAAGCUGAUGGAUAUACGAAGGCAUCAAGACAUCCACAGUCGAUCCCCUAUUAAGAUCAUGGAGGCACAGCCAAAUCUAUACUCGGCAAUUAUCGGGGAUAAGGUGUCCAUGAAGAUAGGGGAUGGUUCCUGGUGUCCCGCUGGUCGGGAGUGGACUCUUGCGACCAGCGGCCACAGAUAUGCAGUGUGGCAGAAGGAAUAAUCAUUCUAUUUCCAGGCUAAGGCUCGAUACGUCUGCUAAUAUGGCAUUUCAUAAUUUCAUAUCAUAAUCUGAAUAAAAUAUGAAUAAAACCUUUGUUGUAUAAUAUUGAGCUGGAAAUCUUCUCCCCUACUCCCCCCAGUUUUGUAUGUUUAAAAACCAAAACCUCUACAAAUAAAAGUGUUUGUUUUGUUUA